Molecule: messenger RNA, 2060 nt
Organism: Durusdinium trenchii
Lineage: Eukaryota; Dinophyceae; Suessiales; Symbiodiniaceae
Source: the annotation of a GenBank genome assembly
AUAAGAAUUGAACAGUCUGGCGAUCGGUGACUCUGCUGGCGCUGUUGACAUUCUUUGAUGGAUGCGUGCUCCACAUGCUCUCCGAAAGAUGUCUCUCAGAGUUCCGAGCAUGGAGGACGGCAGCUGUGGCACAAUGGCCGUUUCAAAGAGGCUUAUGCAGAGCUGGGACAUUGCUUGGGCAGUGGUGGUAUGGGAACAGUGUGGGCUGCACGUGUAAGUGAUGCGGCUUCUUCAAGGUACAAGGGACGCUGGGUUGCAGUGAAGGCCAUUCCCAUUUUGCUUCCCCAGUCACGAGAACCAUCUGCUUUGCAUCAAGGCUUGCGUGAAUGCCUCUCGACAUUCCAAGAUUUGAGUUCAGCGCAUGUGGUUCGCUACGAGACAUACUGGCUUGAGGAGCCAGAGCAUCUGCCAGAAGCGAUGCAACAACUUCACCUUCCGCGUCCGGCUCAGCUGAAGAAGGAGGUUGAAGAGGAUCCUGCCUGGGUGUCCUCUUUGCGAUUCCGGGGAAGAGCUGGCACUGCCGGGAGCAGUCUUGCUUUCAGGCGCACGCGUAGCAGCAGUGAUGUGUAUCCAACUCCCCCUGGCCUUGACGGAAGCCUCGGGUUCAUUUGGGAGGUAGAUUCGCUGCAGCAUGAGCUGUCACGCCCGUCAACACCACCUCCAGCAAGAGUUGUUUGGCAGGACAAGGUGGAAACCAAGCAGGUUGUCUUGCUGAUCGAAAUGGAGCUGAUGGGAUCGGCGCCAGAUGGAAGCAUAUCAGAUGACCGGCAGACCUUGACUCUCCGAAGUUGGCUAAAACUCGAGAGUCGCACGCUUUCGGACGCUGCUGAUGUCUUUGGUUCUUUGAUGUUGAGUGUUCGCCACAUCCAUCGCAAGCGGAUCGUGCACAGCGAUUUGAAGCCGGACAAUAUUUUCUGUGUAGCAGAACGUUCCAAGGUCAAAGUGGUUCGCAUCGGUGACUUCGGUCUUGCUGGUGAGAACCAGCUCUUCCGCCAAUUUGACCAGCUCUCUUCGAAGAUGCUGAAGAAUAAGACCGCAAUGGGGGGCACACCUGGAUACACUGCUCCGGAGAUCCUCCUGUGCGCCCGACAUGGGCCAUCUUCCGGGGCGAAUGCUUGUAGUGACAAGGUGGACAUCUAUUCUUGUGCAGUAAUCUUGUUGGAGCUCUUGUUGCAGCCAUUCAGGACGCACAUGGAACGCAUCAGCACCAUGGACAAGUUCAACGAAAGCAAGAUUGUUCCUGGAUAUGUCGCCGUGCGGCUUCCAAAGACGCGAUGUCUUCUGCAGGAGAUGGCAGAGAGCGAUCCUGCCGCGAGGCUCUCUGCAGAAGAGGUUUGCAAGCGAUUUGAGAAGGAGGUGAGGAAAGAGCUGUGCCGGUCGGCGAGUCAACUUUGCUGCGACUCCAACCCAGCCUUUGAAAAGUGCUCAAGUGCAGCGCAAGGGGAAGCAAAGUCUUCGCCUUAAGCAUUGUGAGACUCAGAGCCCCUAACAGCUUCUUGCUCCUAGUAGUAUGGCCAGGAGCCCCUAGUAGCUUCUUGUUACUAGCAGCGAUGCCAGGAGCCCCUAGUAGCGUCCUUGCUCCUAGUUGUGAGACUCAGAAUUGCUCUUUACUGCUUACCGAUUCCAGCGCAGCCCGAGGCGGGAUGACACGGGAAAGCGCCGAAAGGGACGGCGGCGAAAUUGAGAGUGUAAAGUACAUUGAUCUAGCGAGAUUGAGUUUUAAGGGCUUGGUUCCAAUUGGUGUUCUAAUUUACACCUAAACACCAAUCGGGCCACAACUUUACAUAGAUGGUCGAUGUCAAGGUUGAACAUGGUUUCGACCUGACGUCGACACCGAAUUUGCUCCCGAAUGGGAGCGUUGCAUGUGCCAUUUUCGUAUACUCUUUGUGCUCCUCGUUCUUCUUCCUCUUCUUCUUCGCUUCUGAAAGCAGCUCGUUUGUUGACUUGGUGGAUGUGUGGACGAAAACAGUGCAACUCUAGAGCUCAGCCAUUGCAUUGGUUGAGUGCGGUUCUAGCCGCCAAGCUUUGUGCAGGUCAUUAGCGGUAUAGCCAAUAGAGUG